Myotis daubentonii (Daubenton's bat) is the source of this 4900-nucleotide messenger RNA. RefSeq names its product sprouty related EVH1 domain containing 2 (gene SPRED2). The record is from RefSeq and is a predicted model, not a curated record. Gene Ontology annotation, biological process: negative regulation of MAPK cascade; multicellular organism development. Gene Ontology annotation, cellular component: membrane. NCBI's taxonomy places the organism in Eukaryota, Metazoa, Chordata, Mammalia, Chiroptera, Vespertilionidae. Gene Ontology annotation, molecular function: protein kinase binding.
UCCCUCCUCCCGGGCAUCUUAAAACCCGGAGUUCAGACGGAGGAGGAUCCGGAGUCACAAAGACGCGGUGCAAACAACUCGGCUCCGCGGCUCCCCCGGGAGUGGGAGCCAGAAGGGAGGGGGAGAGGAAGCCGGGCAUGCUCAGUAGACGGGACAAAGUUGUGUUUUUUCCUUUUUCUUUUUUUCUCCGCUCUCUCUCAUUUUUUUUUUUCGGUCGCAAGUAGGAAGCUUUUUGCACUCCACCACCUCUGGCCGCUGGGAAGACGUCAUCGCUUCCGCCCUACUUCCUCCUCCUGUUGGCGGCGGUGAGAAUCCAAUAUGGAGUAAAUCGGUAGAGCCGAGAGAUGGGGCUCGGACGGGGCGCCCUGCACCGCCUCCCAGGCGCACCUCCCCCGGCCGCCGACCGCUCCCCGGAACCGUGAUUGGCCCGCCCCCCCGCCCCCCGGGGGCGACCCCGGACAGAGCCCCCACCCGCGGCCGGCCCCCUUCUCCUCCUCUCACCAGUCUCCGCCGCUCCACGGCGCGCUUGUUUUUUUUCCUCCUCUCCCUCAGCGCGGUCCCCGGCCCAAACCUCUCCCCCUCCGCCCGCUCCCGAGCCCCCGAAGCCCCCGCCCGCCUCGCCCCUCGGCGCCGCGGCGCCCCUGACCUCCCGCAGCUUGCCUUCGCACCGCUUCCCCCCAACCACCCGCGCCCGGUCGUGCAGCUUCCCCUUCUGCCUUCUGCGGCGCCCCCUUCAUCUCCAGCCGUCCCCCCUCCCCAGCCAAAUCAGGCGAUCUCCGGAGAUGUGAAGAAGGGGGUGAGCGCACAGGAAGAUGAAGGGAGCAAAGCUGCCCGCCGCGGGACAGACGUCUAGGUGAACAGGAAAAUGACCGAGGAAACACACCCGGACGAUGCAGUUUUACUCUGGCAGAAUUUCCAGCUCUUUCAAAAUCUGUACAUUCAAGUUAGAGCAACUCCACUUCUGAACCAAAAAAGAAAUACCUUCAGCUAUUGUCUGAACUUGUACCUUGCUGACAGCUCUGCCAGAGUUUCUGGGAGCUGUGAGUUUCUUUAUCAUCUUCCUUCCAAAAAGUUCAAAAAUCUGAGUCACCUUCCCUUAACACACUUUUUUGGGAGUGACAGCUAUAUUGUGCGUGUCAAGGCUGUGGUUAUGACCAGAGAUGACUCCAGCGGGGGAUGGUUCCCACAGGAAGGAGGCGGGAUCAGUCGCGUGGGGGUCUGUAAGGUCAUGCACCCCGAAGGCAAUGGACGAAGCGGCUUUCUCAUCCAUGGUGAACGGCAGAAAGACAAACUGGUGGUAUUGGAAUGCUAUGUAAGAAAGGACUUGGUCUACACCAAAGCCAACCCAACCUUUCAUCAUUGGAAGGUCGACAAUAGGAAGUUUGGACUUACUUUCCAAAGUCCUGCCGAUGCUCGAGCCUUUGACAGGGGAGUGAGGAAAGCAAUCGAAGACCUUAUAGAAGGCUCAACCACAUCAUCUUCCACCAUCCACAACGAAGCUGAGCUUGGUGAUGACGACGUUUUUACGACAGCUACAGACAGUUCUUCUAAUUCCUCUCAGAAGAGGGAACAACCGACGCGGACAAUCUCCUCCCCCACAUCCUGUGAGCACCGGAGGAUUUACACCCUGGGCCACCUCCACGACCCAUACCCCACGGACCACUACCACCUCGAGCAGCCGAUGCCCCGGCCCUACCGCCAGGUGAGCUUCCCGGACGACGACGAGGAGAUCGUGCGCAUCAACCCCCGGGAGAAGGUCUGGGUGACGGGCUAUGAGGACUACCGGCACGCGCCCGUGCGCAAGGCCCUGGACCCCGCCGAGGACGCGGACUCCUACGUGCGCUUCGCCAAGGGCGAGGUCCCCAAGCACGACUAUAACUACCCCUACGUGGACUCCUCGGACUUCGGCCUCGGUGAGGACCCCAAAGGGCGCGGGGGCGGCGUGAUCAAGACCCAGCCCUCGCGAGGCAAAUCCCGGCGGCGGAAGGAGGACGGCGAGCGCUCCCGGUGCGAGUACUGCAGGGACAUGUUCAACCACGAGGAGAACCGGAGGGGCCACUGCCAGGACGCGCCCGACUCCGUGAGAACUUGCAUCCGCCGGGUGAGCUGUAUGUGGUGUGCGGACAGCCUGCUCUAUCACUGUAUGUCGGACCCCGAGGGCGACUAUACAGACCCCUGCUCGUGCGACACUAGCGACGAGAAGUUUUGCCUCCGGUGGAUGGCUCUUAUUGCCUUGUCUUUCUUGGCCCCCUGUAUGUGCUGUUACCUGCCCCUUCGGGCCUGCUACCACUGCGGGGUGAUGUGCAGGUGCUGCGGGGGCAAGCACAAGGCGGCCGUGUGACUCUGCCCCGCCCUCCCCUCCGUCCACAGCCACCAGGGAACUUGUCUCCCACACACUCGCAUCCUCUCCCCUGCUCCCUGGGGCGCCAUUCCAGCCUGGGGAGCCCUCCGGUGGACUCUGCACCUCCCAGCCACUCAUCCAUCCCUGCACAGUCACAGUGUUCUAAAGAAAGGACCCCCCUCCCCCCCCCCCCCCCGCAGAGACGCGUGUAUUAAUAAUCUGUAAUCAAGCUAACUGUCUUAUACCUGUGUUGAUUUCCUGCCCACCUCUUCCAGUUCAAAGGCACCUGCAGGCGGAACUGUUUUUUGGGGGUUUUUUGAUGGGUCUUGUAGUUGGUUUUUCCAAGAGCAUCGAAGACUAUCUUUCUCUUGGCUCAGCUUGCCUAUUGCCAACAAGUAUCACCGGGUUCCUGGAAGUGUGAUGUCAGAACAAUGAAACCCAACCAGAAGUAUUUUAACCCCGCGUUAGUUGCUCUGUCUAGAAGGUGAGCUAGCUGACAAACAAGAUCGCUCUAACUUUUCUAAAGCCAAAUUUCCCAUGUGAGCCGCAGUUUCUAUCUUGAGCCCAUCAUCAUUUUCUGCCCCCGCCCCGCCCCCAAAUCUGCCAGUUCUUCAGGAUGCAAACAUUCACCCGGAAAAUGACUAAGAAUCGAGCCUUAACUUCAGAUUAACUUGGGAGAAUCAGGAAAAUUCCUUAAACUGCAUCACAGCCUCUCUAGCCAGGGCUAGAAAGGAGGUUUCCGGAUUUCCCCGAGUCUCCCCAGUUACCCCUAAGGUAGGACUUUUUAAAAUUGUGUCGCCACCACUUCCAAAAAAUUUAGCAAUAUUGGAAGAAAAUGCUAAUAAAGUAAAAAAGUUGCUUGCUGUUUUGGAAACCAAAUACUCUCUUCAAACACAAACCAGUGUUGGGAAACACUAAGAUUCCAGUAAAUAAAACUAAAGGAGCUCCCCUCUCCCCAGUGGGGGUUUUCUGUUAACAGGGGAAGUUCUAAAUGUUGUAAAUUUGAGGAGUGGUAGGCUGCACCUUGCACGUGGGUUUGUGUUUUUCUUUCGGACUCAGUUUCACGUCACCAAAUUCUUCAUUUAUACUUAGGAAAAAACAAGGCCAUAUGUAAAAAACCCCUCCGAUGCCUAAGUGUCUUUCUCCUGCAGCUCCAAACCCAGACUUGCCACUUGGUGUGCAUAAACGGUUGAGUCAGCAGGCUAGGGCUCUCUGUCGCCUUGCCACGUAGGGGGCUUCGAAUUAGCUGGAAAAGAGUAUUUUUCUAAUCUAUUGCAAGGAAUAGCCAAAUCUUAGGGCAGAAAGAAGAAGAGUGAAGAGUGGUUUCCCUGUGCCCAGCAUCGUACAAUCAGAACAACAUGGAGAACACGGGGGCAGGUUUGUCAAACACUGUUCUUCCUGCCAUGAUCUUCCCGUGGUCACUGCCUGCUGAGGGCAUGGCCUGCUCCCUCCCGCCUCGCUUCCCCCUCCCUUCUCUAUGGCACACCGGACACCAGUCCUCAAGGAAAGGGACUUUUUUCCAAUCUUCCCAUCGUGCGGGAAAGUGCUAGCCGUGCCUACCUUCGUGGAAUGUUUGCAGCUCUCCUGAGAGCCCGGCGCACUUCUUUAGUCAGAUCAUCGGUGCAAAUGCCCUCUGUGCUUCUGAGAUAGUCGGUAGACGUUUUCAUUGGUUGGAGAGACUGGUUUGGGCCUUUCUGUCUGGAAAGGGACCAGAGAGUUGUCAAUCUGGUGAUGGGAGAAAAGAGCAUUGUUUCCCUGCCUGGGCAACAUCUAGCGGAUGGCAGCCAGCCUCCCAACGUUGUUGAGACCACCCCCACGCCCUGAGGGUUUUCCUCCAGGCCUUUCUCAAGGUCUCCUCUCUACAAAGCACAACACUAAUGUAUGUUUUGUUAGACCUCAGUUCCAGAGCCCCUAUUUAUUUCAGUGAGAAUACACAGAUCCCCGCACCUUUUUGUUUGUCGGCUCUAUUCUGUUGUCUCUUUCUCUCCCCUCACCCCCUGUCCUGGUCCACCCCUUUGAAGAGUUAUGCCAGUGAAUCUUAACUCCGCCUAUGCUUUUUGGUUUGUGAAGGUAGCGGUGAAGGGCACAAGGACAGCCAUGGGGACAUUUAUGUAAAUACGUCUCUCUCUCAUCGCCACACUGCAGCUGAACAGUGUGUAGUAUUUUCCCAGUCAGCUUUGCCAUACUGACGUCAAUCAUUUGAAAGAAAUUAUUCAGAUUUUAUUUUUGUAUCUGUGGUAACAAAAACAUUAACCAAAAGAUUAUCUGUUUGGAAGCUUCUCCCAACACCCGCGCCCUCCCCCCCCCCCCCAAGCUAUUUGCUCACAUUAACAAAUUAAAGUGCCUGAAGCAUCAUUCAUUCUUUACCUGUAUACUAAAAACCCUGUUGUAUUGAUUUUUUUAUAAUAACCCUUUUUACCUCUGUGUAAAAAAUAUAUAUACAAGUGUAUGAUGUACAUUUUAAGUUCUUAACUUUUUUUUUUAUGGUUUCUAAUAUGUAUGACCAAUGUAGCCAUUGCUUUAAAAUGUACCGUGUAAAUAUAAACACAUCCUACGAGA